Contarinia nasturtii (swede midge) is the source of this 1212-nucleotide messenger RNA. RefSeq lists its product as uncharacterized. The coding region runs from base 269 to 931 and encodes 220 amino acids. The record is from RefSeq and is a predicted model, not a curated record. The transcript has 3 exons. NCBI's taxonomy places the organism in Eukaryota, Metazoa, Arthropoda, Insecta, Diptera, Cecidomyiidae.
UCUCAAAGGCGGAAAAAAACCGUAAUUAAUUUUUAGUGUGCUCAAAAUCAGAUAAAACACAAUAAUUAUCGAAUUAGUUCAUAUUUUGUCGUGAUUCCAAACAAAUUGAUAACAAAUUGGAAAAUAUUCUAAACUUUAAAAAACGUAUUUGAUAAUUUCAUCAUCUAAACGAUCAAAGAAAUUGAGACGCAAUUGUCAAUCGGACCAACGGAACAAUUUUUCAAUUUUUCCUGUGCAUUAAUUCAUCAAAGUCCCAAAAUAAAUCAGGAUGCGUCCGAAGCGUACUUGCGUUAAUGAAACGAAUGAAAGAAUUCGAAUAUAUUCUGAAUGGGCCAAUUCGCAGCGUCAACGACAACCAUUGAAUGUGACUGUGGACAAUAGUCAACAAACUGAGCCGGCACAAGAGCAUGUGGAUGUACAAGACGAAGUUCAUCAAUCGAUCGAUAUUCAAUUUGAACAGUGUACACCAUGCACAGUUGGUUUGGAAGUCAUGUCACAGAACGAUUCUGGAACUCAGUAUUUCAAUCGAUACCGAGCCACAAAUACAACUGGAUCAAAAAGACGAAAAGUCAUUGAAUCGGAUGAUGAUGAUGAUGUUGUCGACGCACACAGUAAUGUCAUACACACACCUAGCUUAGUUUCGUCACAGUCUUCGACACAAUCGAAACGCGUACGAUUCGAUCAAAACAAUCGACAGCAGCAGCAACAACACUCAAAUUCGUUAAGCCGCCAUUCACCGAUCCACCAAAAUAUACAAAACGCCAGCACAUCGUCAACACAAAGUCAAAUCGAAAUGGAAUGUCAAAAUGUGUUUUCUUCCAUGACAAGAAUAAUAGCUUCGACCGCAGCACAUCGUCAAAUCGGUAAAAUAUUAAAAUCGCUUAAAAUUUAUGCCAUUUUUCCAUAUAAAAUCUCAAAAAAAACUAUUUAGCGAAGUAAUUUUUGAUGUGGCGAUCGUGAAAUCAUUGCUUGCCAAAUUAUCGAUCGAGAGAAAGACGAUACGGGCGCUGUGAAAGUGAAAAGCGUACGCAAUUUUAAAAUAUCCAUCAAGCAAUAUCAUUGGAUGACGAAAUUGCCACAAUUCAAGAAACAACGAGAUCGACUGGUUGGUACGCUUGAAGACGACAGAGCCGACGAUCGUGAGCGCAUCGAACGGGAAACUGAGAACCAUGUACAGCCGAGCAGCAGGACGAACGAUUUUGAAACGUACGC